Chelmon rostratus (copperband butterflyfish) is the source of this 6288-nucleotide messenger RNA. RefSeq names its product v-ski avian sarcoma viral oncogene homolog a (gene skia). NCBI's taxonomy places the organism in Eukaryota, Metazoa, Chordata, Actinopteri, Chaetodontiformes, Chaetodontidae. The record is from RefSeq and is a predicted model, not a curated record. Gene Ontology annotation, molecular function: DNA-binding transcription factor activity, RNA polymerase II-specific; SMAD binding; RNA polymerase II cis-regulatory region sequence-specific DNA binding. Gene Ontology annotation, cellular component: nucleus. The coding region runs from base 424 to 2619 and encodes 731 amino acids. The transcript has 7 exons. Gene Ontology annotation, biological process: negative regulation of BMP signaling pathway.
ACUGCGGGGGCAGACGGAGCGGAUUGCUGCAGUCCUCGACAGCGGAAAGAGCCUCAAAUAAGGAUUUUUGUAUCGAGCUGUAUCGACUCACAACUCCCGCUUUUGUUUCAUUUUCGCCCGCUUCUCGUUGGACUUCGACAAACGGAACUUUUCGCUUCUCUGGAGUUUGGAAAGCCGUUUUUUUCAGGUAUGGACAGUCGGCGACCCGCUGCAGGGAGCGACUGGCCGGUGUUCACUCAGUAGUCGCGGGAAUAAAACUGUAAACUCGCCGUCUAGGACUUUUACUGGAUGUUUGAUGAAGCGCCUCGCUAUUUUGGUCAGUUCUGGGACGCCGUGGAUUUACCAGGUUCAGGAACGGAUAGAUACUCGUGAUUCCCGGUCGACGACAAGAAGGAUUUACGCUUCCAAAGUUGCAGGAAAAACAUGGAGACUGUAAGUCGGCAGAGCUUCCAGCCUCAUCCGGGACUGCAACAAACUCUCAAGCAGUUUCACCUCAGCUCUAUGAGCUCUCUGGGCGGACCGGCGGCUUUCUCUGCCCGGUGGCAACAUGAGCUCCUCUUCAAGAAGGACGGUAAGGAGCCUGAGCCGGUUCUGCAGCAUCUGCCACCGCCGGUGAUGCCGGGCCCGCUGUUUAUCCCGUCGGACCGCUCCACGGAGAGGUGCGAGACGGUGCUGGAAGGCGAGACCAUAUCGUGCUUUGUGGUCGGCGGGGAGAAGCGACUGUGCCUGCCGCAGAUCCUCAACACGGUCCUGCGGGACUUCACCUUACAGCAGAUCAACUCAGUGUGCGACGAGCUGCACAUCUACUGCUCCCGCUGCACGGCGGACCAGCUGGAGAUCCUCAAAGUCAUGGGGAUCUUGCCCUUUUCGGCGCCGUCCUGCGGUCUCAUCACCAAGACGGACGCCGAGCGGCUCUGCAACGCCCUGAUCUACGGAGGUGCCUACCCGCCACGCUGCAAGAAGGAGGCGGGUGGAGGCUCGCUUGAGCUGGAACUCACCGAGAGGAGCUUCAAAGUCUACCACGAGUGCUUCGGCAAGUGCAAGGGCUUGUUUGUGCCGGAGCUGUACUCCAGCCCCAACGCAGCGUGCAUCCAGUGCAUGGACUGUAGACUCAUGUACCCGACCCACAAGUUCGUGGUGCACAGCCACAAGGCGCAGGAGAACAGGACUUGCCACUGGGGCUUCGACUCGGCUAACUGGAGGGCGUACAUCCUCCUGGGCCAGGAUUACACGGGGAAAGAGGAAAAGGCCCGUCUGGAGCAGUUCCUGGACGAGAUCAAGGAGAAAUUUGACUUCGCCAACAAAUACAAGAGGAAAGCAUCUUCCAGGGUGUCUGAUCCCAUCCCGAUCAAAAAGUCCAAACAUGAAGACUUCCCGUCACAGUCCCCGCUGGCUGACAAAGACAAACAUCACGACUGGCUCCAGUCCCUGUCCGCCGCCAACAAGGGGUUUAACUGCAUUCAGCCCAGGCAGAGGCCCUCAGCUUUCAGACCCUGGUCCCCCCACAUCUCUGCUGGUGACAAGGAGCCCUCCAGUCACCCCCUGGCCCUGCUGAGAGACAGCUUCUACAACUACAAGAGUCUGGAGAAAGCUGUAGCCCCCAAUGUUGCCCUCACACCGCUGCCCCUGGGAAAGAUGGGUCCCAUGUCCCCAUCAGUACCCAGCACCUCACACCCAAGUGGAGGUGAACCCCCAGGUGAGGGCGCCAACGCUAACUCCAGGCCUCGCAAGAGGAGAGCCACAGGCGAGCUCCCACCCCCGGCGCCAGAGGCCCCCUGCCCUCCGUCCUCAGCUGCCAGCAAGCCGCCCCCACCGCCUCAGGACGACAAAGACUCUGAGGUGGAGAUCGAAGUGGAGAGCCGUGAUGAAUUCACUUCAUCCCUGUCCUCCCUGUCGUCACCAUCCUUCACUUCGUCCAGCAGCUCAGCUAAGGACCUGAGCUCGCCAGGAGCCCAAGGGCCCAUCUGCACUGUCACAUUGGCAGAGGGCACCGCGCCCGCAGCGGCACCCGUCGCAGCCCCUGUUACCCCUCCAGAACUGGGGCUUGAGUCGGAGCUGGAGAGCCUGAGGCAGGCACUGGACAGCGGACUCGACUCCAAGGAAUCAAAGGAGAAGUUUCUGCAUGAGAUUGUUAAAAUGAGAGUGAAGCAGGAGGAGAAGCUGGGAUCUGCCCUGCAGGCCAAACGCAGCCUCCAGCAGGAGUUGGAGUUCUUGCGAGUGGCCAAGAAGGAGAAGUUGCGGGAGGCGACUGAGGCGAAGCGAAACUUGAGGAAGGAAAUUGAGCGUCUGCGAGCUGAAAGCGAGAAGAAGAUGAAGGAAGCGAACGAGUCGCGGAUCCGUUUGAAGCGGGAGCUGGAGCAGGCCCGACAACUGAGGGUCUGCGAUAAAGGCUGUGAGGCCGGACGUCUUCGUGCAAAGUACUCUGCACAGAUUGAGGACCUCCAGAUGAAGCUGCAGCACGCCGAGGCCGACCGUGAGCAACUCCGAGCAGACCUGCUGCUGGAGCGGGAGGCCAGGGAGCACCUGGAGAGAGUGGUGAAAGAGCUACAGCAGCAACUCUGGCCCAAAUCCAGCAGUGACAAAGAGGUGACGCUCAAAGACACAUCAGCUGACAACUAAUCCAGCAGCCAAUCUCACCGCCCCACCAUUCCCCCCAUCACCAUGAUCCCAACAUCUUCUGCCCAACUCAGACCAUAAACACCCCCAGGAGUCCCGGGCUGGCCACAUUGCGCCACUGUCCAUCAGGCUCUCCCUCCAGAACACGAAAAUAAAAGACUUACCCUCUGACCAGAGACAGAGAGAGGAAAAGAGGACCUGUGUCCUUAUCCAUGCCCAUGUAAAGUCGAGUGAGUGGUUUAGUGAAUGGAGACUGGAAACAGCAAAGUACAAUGCUGCAACAAGAAAACACAUCUUUCUAAAUCAAGCACUGACUUGCACCUUCCAGACUCACAGAACUCACAGGAAUGAAAGAAAAACAGAUGCAGAGCACAAGACUGUUUGUGCCUAUAUUUUGUCUGACAAGAAAAUCGGAUGAGACUUUUGGACAGUCGUCUGUGAUAAUAAAUGCUGAAAGAUGAUCAUAUUAUAUGAGUUAUACAGCUGUGGAGAGGUGUUACAGCAGUGUGACCAGGACAGGGCUCACAUUUAUCCCCCAAAAAGUCUCCACGACCAUCCCUCACCAUGACAAAGAUGGAGGAUUCUGAACACAUUAUAAGCUAUUUAAGAGACUAUAUAGCGAUAUGUAAAGAAAAAAGUAAGACAAAGAAAAACGUUUCUUUGUUUCUCUGUGCUGUUGGAGUUUGAAAAUAUAAAAAGAUACAAAUAAAGUAGAAGAUGAACAAAACAAGUAAAUGAACUUUCCACAGUGCCACCGUGGCUUUGUCGGUUUUUCAGGAAGCCAUUACAGUCCACUGAGAGGAAAAGCAAGGAGUUUGAAGUUCAAGCGAUCUGUCUUUUCUUCCUGUUGUUGUUUUAUAGAAUCACUUGUUUCUCUGAACAGUGGGUGGGCUUUUGGGUUGACAUUUUGCUCUCUUUGGAUCAAAUCCUGGAUUGGGAAUUGGAAAUAAAAACAUGCUGUGUUUUAGUCACCUUUGUAGUGAGCACUCGUUUGGAUGAUCAAUAACGAUAUCCAGCGGUCACCAUCUCAGUGUUGCUCACACACAAACACACACGAACACUGGUUGGCAUGUGUUAUUUUAAGCAUUUGGGUCAAAACCCCCUAAAGUCUUUGUCUUCUAAAGAUAAAAUACUCCAGAUGUGAGUGUGGCCUUGUUUUCUCAUCUUGUAAUGUUUGAGUGAUGAAAGCCAGCAUGUUUUUACUCCAGUUGACAUCAGAACCAUCAUGUAUGAAAUCAUAUUGGGCUGGAUGGGGCAACCUUGGCAAGAACCACAAAAUGUUCAUUUUAAUUAAAUUAAAGUAUGUAAAUAUAAAUAUAUGUUGUUUUUUUUUAACUUUACAAUAAUGAAUCGCACUUUGUCAUAACAAAAUACUGUUAUAAUGCAUUGUACUCCCAUUAUUGUCUUCAAUCUUACUUUGAAAACAUCAUCUUAUACAUAACUGCUACCAUAUAAAUCCAGUAAGCAUUUUGUUGAUUAUAUGCAUCUCAGAAAAAUGCAGUUGUUCUGUUGUCUUCAGGCAAAGUAUUGUAAAUAAACGGAAAGAAAAAAGGCUCCACCUGUUGCUUGCUGAUGCAGUCCGGGAUUGUUGGAAAGUUCGGGGCAAUGCUUUCUCCCAUUUUUGUAAUAUAAUUGACACGGAUGUCACUUGAGUAUCUGGUUACAACUCAUAAUGGAUUUGACAAACCUUGGUUCACAAGUUGCGUCAGUAAGGUGAAGUGUUAAAGGAGCCUGAACAAACAGUCACAUGUUCGAAGAAUAAAAUCUGAUUUUAUUCCAAAAGCAGAGGCCACGAAUCUGCCAUCACAUAGUGGGUACAAUGCAAUCAGAAUGUACAUUGUGUUAAUGCUAUUUUUCCUUUGGUUAUUGAUGUUGUUUUAAACGUGGAGAUAUUUUAUUGCUUGUCUGUUAUGUUCACUUUUUUCAAUAGAAAACUCAUUUUCUUUAUGCAUGAAAUUUGAGAUACAUGAAGUUUGCCAUACAUAUAGUCAGUUAUUGGGCAUUGAUACUGUACAUGUAAGGGUUUUAUUGUGUUAUGCAAUAUAAAGCAAUUUGUCUUAUUUAGAAGAGGAAAAAGUAAUUAAAAAAGCAACACACCAUAUAUAGUUCUUAAGAAAAAAAACUUCACACUUGCAAAAAACAAUAGACAACAAAAAAAGAACAUUUUUUAAAUGCAAUGCUGGACAACCUCAAGUGCCUGAAUGAAGGCAAAAGGUUUCCAGAGUAGGAAAACUGAUGAUGAAGCUGUUGGGGCUGGGCCUCUCAUCAACUUCCUGUUUGCAGGUUUCAAAUUAAAAGCCCAUCUCUCACUCAGCAGCUCUGAUAAAAAACAUCAGUCUUCCUAAAACCAAACCGUUUACAAACUUUUUUUUCAAUGCAGAGAACAAUUGAACAAAUGCCAGACGCUUAAGGCUUUUUUUUCUGAAUGAGUGCUUUUUUUCUUGAUUUGAAAUCAAUGAUAUGCAUGUCCAACAAUUUUGUAGAAGACAUUGAAAAGCCACUCGCUUCAGUGAAUUGUUACUUUGAGUUGUAUAUAAAGACUUCAGUGUUUGUUCCCGGUUUGUUGACUUGUCCUGAGGCAGACAUGUCGAGGAUAAUUAAGAGGGCAUCGUGUUAAAAGCCCUUUUCUUAUCUAACAUUACUGAUGUUGCUCAGAGAACAACACUGCGUCUGCCACUUUAGCAGACCUAAAAUUGGUACAUUUUGUAGUUGUUUUUACACUCAAAAGAGUUGAUAGCCUAUGUGUAGUUUACUUUAUUCAUGGUUUUCUACAAAAUAACGGAGACAAUAACAACAUUGGCUCUUCACUCUCCCACACAAAAAGAAAAAAGCAGUUUAACAAAGUCUUGUUUUCUAAAGGAGAAUCAUUUUGCUAAAUAAUGGACGGUAAAGCAGCAAUAACAGUCCAUAUUAAUAGACAAUUACUAGCCAGUGUGAAGAUUUGAAUAAGAAUUUACAAAUGUAAAUAUGUUUUUCAUUUACGAUAUUGUAUAAUAUAUGUACAUGGUGUUUCCUUUUUCAAAAAGAAAUCUUUUCUUACAAUAGCUGUCUUGUUUUUGUUUUUAUGAAUUUGUGUUUUAACUGAUAUGUUUAAAAAAACAGUUAAUGCAGUGCGUAAGAGAAUAUUCCCUACAUAAACAUGUUAAUCCAUUUCUUUUCUUUUUUUUUACUGUAGUCUUUAUAUUGAAUGACUUUUUUCACCAGUUCAUAUAUAUUUUUAACAGUGUGUUCAGUAUCAGAUAGCAGACCUACAGUAUGGGUUACACACACACACACACACACAAGAACACAUGACUACGCCAACUUGCAGAUUGUUUCCCUCUCAUCCUCAUGUAUCUUCUUAGCCCUGUGCUGCUGCUAAUACUAUAUAAACCUUACAAUUCUAGAAAUAUUUUUAUGUAAGAGGUAAAUGUAAGCUUUCCCAUUUAUUAAUGCCACAUAUACAGUAUGAAAAAAGCUUGGCGUAUUCAUCUAUCUCCCUUGUUUCCCUCAUCUUUUCACGCCUUUUUCCUCAUCCCUCCUCCAACACCCUUAUCCUUCUCUCACGACACGGACUAUAUUGUAAAGUAAAGGACUUUAUGAGAUUAUGUUUGAAAAUAGCUAUGCUUAUAUACUACAGUGACUGAAUGUACAGUGUAUAGAUGCAUUACCAGAAAUAAAGUUGUUUGUCCA